Plasmodium relictum is the source of this 603-nucleotide messenger RNA. RefSeq names its product conserved Plasmodium protein, unknown function. Bases 1 to 603 code for a protein of 200 amino acids. The transcript has a single exon. The record is from RefSeq and is a predicted model, not a curated record. Lineage: Eukaryota; Apicomplexa; Aconoidasida; Haemosporida; Plasmodiidae.
AUGGAAAAGAAUGAUAACAAAUUUGUAGGAGGUAAGUUAAAGUUGAAAAUAAAGAAAAAAAAGAUUAAUAAAAAAAAAAAGACAUUGGAAGAAGAAAAGAAAAACAUAAAUAAUGAAAAUGAAAAUAUUAAAAAGACAAAUAUAAAUAACGAAACGGAUAUAAUUAAUGGCACUGGAAGAAUAGUAACAAUAAAGAAUACAAUUCAAGGUUUUGAAACUAGAUUUAUUGAAGAAGUAAAAAUUGGUUAUGAAAUAAUUUUAAAACAUCCAACAAGUUUACAAGAAGAAAAAAGAGUUGUAACAUCUAUUUUAAGUAAUAAAACUUUACUUAUAAAUGAAGAAUUUUCAAGUGAUAUAAGUACGACGUGCACCUAUUAUAUAAAUAAAAUAGAAAAAGAAGAGGAAAAUAAAAAAAAUGAUAAUCUAAAUUUACAAUAUGCAAAAAUAAUAGAACAGAAACCAAAGCAUGAUGUUAUAAAAAUAAGGAAAAAGGUUGGAUUAUGGUCUUAUAAAAUUGUAGAUAAAAAAAUAAAGGGAAACUUAACAAAUGAACAAAAAUUAGAUGAAAGAGUAAAAAGUGGAAGAGAUAAGUUUUGCUGGUAA